AUGGCCGAAAAACUCUCCCAAGAGGAACUGAAAGAGCUGAAGGCUGCUUAUGAAACAGGAAACCUCACUGGAGCAGCAGCAAAACUGCAGGAGGAGCUGGAAUCAUUAGAAAAAAUCCCACUGGACAUCGCCAUCACAGGAGAGUCGGGCUCUGGAAAAUCAUCCUUCGUCAACGCCAUCCGGGGCCUGGGAGAUGAAGAUGAAGAUGAAGGUGCUGCGAAGACUGGAGAGGUUGAAACAACAAAGUAUCCAAAGGCUUAUCCACACCCUUUACUCCCCAAUGUAACAGUAUGGGAUCUGCCGGGAAUUGGGACACCGAGUUUUCAGGCAGACAAGUACCUCAAACAAGUAAACUUCAGCUGCUAUGACUUCUUCAUCAUCAUCGCCUCAGAGCGCUUCACUUACCACCACAUCACACUCGCCCGGGAGAUUCACAAGAUGGGAAAGAGGUUUUAUUAUGUGCGCUCCAAAGUGGAUGCCGACUUGUACGCAGCUCAGACCCGCCGGCCCAGCACCUACAAUGACAUGCGGAUCCUGCAGGGCAUCCGGGACAACUGCAUCAAGAACCUGAGGGAAGCAGGUGAGGUCUCCCCACGGGUUUUCCUGAUCUGUAGCUGGAACUGGGACAAGUAUGAUUUCCCGCUCUUGCAGGAGACACUGGAGAAUGAGCUGGAUGAUCAGAAGAGACACGCUUUCAUCCUCGCCCUGCCCAACAUCUCGACAAAGAUCCUGGAAAAGAAAAAGGCUGAACUGAAGAAACAUAUUUGGAAACUGGCCCUUGUGUCAGGUGCUAUUGCCGUUAUUCCUGUUCUAGGUCUCUCAUUUGCUUGUGAUGUAGCCAUCUUGAUGGUAAACAUGAAACGUUACCUCACUGCCUUUGGCUUGGAUGAUAAUUCCCUUACUAGACUCGCUAGGCAGGUUGACAAGCCCGUUGCAGAACUGAAGUCUGUAAUUAAAGCAGUUCCUCUGGCCAACUCAAUAUCAAAAGAGUGGGUGGUGAGUCUACUGUCUAAAUCUGCAUGUGGUGCAGUGAUGAUAGCUGAAGAGGCUUUAGAUUUAAUACCAGUUGUUGGUUCUUUGUUAUCUGGAGGAGUUUCCUUUGGAACCACCUAUUACAUGCUGAACAGCUUUCUGAAUGAUGCUGCCAAAGAUGCCCAAAAUGUUCUGGCCAAAGCUCUGUCUUAAGCAAAAGGUAAAGAGUACAAAUAUC
This is a messenger RNA of Mauremys reevesii (Reeves's turtle), 1210 nucleotides long. Its product is annotated as interferon-inducible GTPase 5-like. The transcript has a single exon. NCBI's taxonomy places the organism in Eukaryota, Metazoa, Chordata, Testudines, Geoemydidae. The record is from RefSeq and is a predicted model, not a curated record. Gene Ontology annotation, cellular component: membrane. Gene Ontology annotation, molecular function: GTP binding; GTPase activity. The coding region runs from base 1 to 1185 and encodes 394 amino acids.